AUGCCACCGAAUUCGGCUACGCGUUGGCUCCCGUUCGUCUCUUCUGACCUUAAGGAUUAUCUUAACCGCUAUUGGGCGGUUAUGUUUACGGUCGGUGCGCGCCCAAUAGAGACGGGCCACAUUCGCCACUACGUGUCAUGGUAUUGUACACGGAUGAAGGUGGUGCUUUUGGACCACCACGUUUACGUGGAACCGUUGCGCCAACAGUUGCAGGAGGUGAGUCGCACCCCUGAGUUACCGCUUCUCUUUGUUAAUAAGAAACUUGUGGGGACACUCCGAGAUGUGGAACUGCUGGAGCGUGAGAAGAAGUUGAAGGAUGUGUUGCAUUUUGGUUUCGAAUGGCGCGUUGGGGGGAGCGUUGCCGCCACGAAUGGACAAAAAUCUCUAAUGGGCGCCCUUCCAGCCCCUUACGGCGAUGCGGAAUUCUUCCGUGGCCGUUACCGUGGCCCCCCUGUUGCGCGCCCGGUUGUGUCCCUUCCAACGUUGCACCCCUUCGCCCUCCGAUCGGAGGAGUGA
Messenger RNA from Trypanosoma brucei brucei TREU927, 516 nucleotides. RefSeq lists its product as hypothetical. The coding region runs from base 1 to 516 and encodes 171 amino acids. The transcript has a single exon. Lineage: Eukaryota; Euglenozoa; Kinetoplastea; Trypanosomatida; Trypanosomatidae. The record is from RefSeq and is a predicted model, not a curated record.